Messenger RNA from Porites evermanni, 2198 nucleotides. Lineage: Eukaryota; Metazoa; Cnidaria; Anthozoa; Scleractinia; Poritidae. The record is from the annotation of a GenBank genome assembly.
AUGGCAAUGACCGCAGUUUUCUUUGUUGGUGUAAAUGCUCGUGUUGCGGCCCAUUAUAACAAUCAUAAGGUCAGUUGUCAUUCUGGAUUUAAGAUGGUUGAAAUAUUUACUGAUUAGCUCCCAGGCCUAGGUUUCGUAAUUCGUUAUUCAACCUUGUCCCCAAGGCUUUUCCCUUAAAAAAUAGCCUGUGAACAGGCUCUCGGUUCUUUUGGGGGAAACAAAUAGCGAAUGGGUGGGGCGGGAAAAGGCUCUGGCAUCGACUGGUCAGGUGUACAGCUUAAUAUAUGGCUAAAAUAGUACGCGCGCUCUGAUUGGCUGCUGAGAGGGCAAGAUUUUCUUGUAAUGACUGGGCAUUAUUUGAGUGAAAGCUACGAGCGCGAAGGCGAAAACAACAAAAAAUAAGGACAAAAUAUACAUGUAACUAUCUUUUCAAUAACUGAAAGAAAAAUACUUCCCUACCGAUUCUUCUUUAGUAUAAGCGACGAAAACCUCUUACGCGGCCAGGCAGGUGUUGAAAAUUACUUCCUGUGUUCUUUAUUGGUAUUCUUUUUAAGAAUAGCGCUAAAAAAGGCCCUAGUAUAAUAAAUAACUUAUCAACGUCCAUUCGGUUACUAUAAAGAAAACUCAGCCCUUGUCUCUCAGCUUUGAUGUAUUAACCUCGCAAUCACUUUGUCAAUAAAUCAAGACCCCGGUCUGAGAUUUCCCUGUAAUGACCCAACGGACGAAAUUAAUAAGUGGUAUUGAGAGGAGCUUUAAAGCUUAUCUAGACAGAUAUACACUGCCUUUCAUCGCGGCGCUGAACAUCCCCCUAAUAUCCCCACGCGUUUCCUAAAAAUUGCUAGAAAACGAUCAGAGAAAGGAAACCUUAAAUUUUUCAAAACCGAAAAUGUGAUGCAGAGAGGAAUCAUGAAAAUUCUCACUUUCGUAAAACUUUAACUUGCAGCUAAAAUUUUCGGGAAAAUAAUGCUGAAUCCCUUGUAAUUUCGAAAAGACUCAAGUUUCCCUAGGAUGACCAAACAAAACAAUUUUUUUUAGCGCCAGUUGGGAUACAUUGACUGUGAAGAGGGAGGCGGUAUACAUGCGGGACUCAUUAUACAUCUACUCCUUACAUUUAUUAUUCCCUUCCGCUUGAUAAACAGAGAGCAUUUAUUUGGUAAACACUCCUUUCCCAACCAGCUAUUUUUAUUUCUCUUUUAGGCCUACAAAGAACUGAUGAAAACAGGUAGGAAAAUAAUAAUAACCUUAUCUUUGCAAUUUAUUUCAUGAUAGAUUUAGUUUGUCACAGUUGAAUCUACCUAAAUGCAGAUUAUCAACUGGUCAACUAGCCUCCCCGCAGACGUCCUUUGGGGUUCGUUCGUCACGCAUUCAUUUCUCCCCCACGGCGGGGGGAGAAAUGAAUGCGCUCUUUCGCCUUUCGUGGGGCAAAAGAAUAUAACCUACUCCCAAAAAACAUUCGGAACUUAAACAAUAUAUCAAAUUUUAAAAGGAAAGUCGCCGCCAACUUUCUUAGAAACUCAUGAUAGGUUGAAUCACAUUUUUCAUUACUGUAUAAUUAAAAACCCCUUUUAAUAUUUCUUGUUGUAACAGAUGUAAAUAUUUUUGCCCCAUUGUAAUUUUAUUAUUGUAUAUUUGUUAUUAUUGUAUAUCACGACAUUAUUAUAAAUCAUUAUUGUAAAUCAGCUUUGCAUUAGUCUUUGGACUUCUCGUUCUUGAUACGACAGAAAAGCCCCAUAUAGAGGAGUCGUAAUAAAGUGUAUUUUAUGUUAUGUUAAUUGUUCUAUCCGUUAAUCAACGUAUUUUGUCAAGAAGCACUGUGCGCUACAACACGCUAGCAUAUUGAGGCCUCUUACAAAUCACCGAGAUUUCCCAGGGCGAGAAACCACUACAAACACCAUCAUCACACCACCACCACCACCAUCAUCGUCAUCAUCAUCAUCAUUUUGGCCGGCAAUCGUACUCUUAAAACUAUUUUAUUCUUAGGUGAAUAUAAAGCUUAGUUAUGUUUUGUUAUUUCCUCUUUAGACCGGUUAAACGAAUUAUUUAGCCGAGGGAGUUGUCAAUGCCGUGGAGAGGGUUUUAGUGAUUCUGGCUUCGGAAGUGGGACAACCUUCUGGUUUAUCGGAUGUAGCGGCAACUGGCAAGACUGCAAAGAUCCAGGAAUUAUGACCAGUUGUUGCCGAGAACAAGGGAAAAAAUGA